Mucor mucedo is the source of this 293-nucleotide messenger RNA. RefSeq lists its product as uncharacterized. Bases 82 to 255 code for a protein of 57 amino acids. NCBI's taxonomy places the organism in Eukaryota, Fungi, Mucoromycota, Mucoromycetes, Mucorales, Mucoraceae. The transcript has a single exon. The record is from RefSeq and is a predicted model, not a curated record.
CACAAUUUACCUCUAUCAAUAAAACAAUGCUGUGUAACGUGUAUCGAGCGAAGAGUCUCAUAGGACCUGAGCCAUACGUAUAUGGAAAUGAGUGCUAUUGUUUGUAUAAUUGUUUAUUUACUUCUUUAUAUUUAUUUAUUUCUCGACCUCGGUAAACUAAGUUUGGUAAAUCAUAAACCUGUUUACGUGGCUUUGGUCUUUCCUUCUUCCUUCUGCCUUCUUUUCCCAUAUUUAGUAGAACCGUCAAUUAAGUGAUGACUGUCAAGGUUUUGCUUGUUAUGGAAUCACCGGUG